Messenger RNA from Porites evermanni, 4024 nucleotides. Lineage: Eukaryota; Metazoa; Cnidaria; Anthozoa; Scleractinia; Poritidae. The record is from the annotation of a GenBank genome assembly.
UACAAAAGGCGCUCACAGUUAAGACCACUUCUUUGGGAUAGCACCAUCGAGUUACCCCUGGAUGACGUCUACACAAGACUUAAAAUCGUUUCAAGGCGAAAAGCAGACUUCCGGGUGGAUGAUAACGAGGUGAAUGUGUUCGACGUCUUCAGAGCUCUUGACAAAGGUGAGGAUGUUAUGACUCUUGUUGAAGGGAGUCCAGGAAUCGGUAAAACUACGUUUUGCCUUAAACUUGCUUGUGACUGGGCACAUGGAAAAAUCCCAGCGGAGUGUUCUUUUCCCAAAUUCGAGAUCGUGUUGCUUUUGAAAUGUCGAGACAUACAUGAAGAUGUAAUGGAAACCAUCAGUGAACAACUGUUGCCAGAAGAUAUGGAGGAGAAGACUAAAGAAAGACUAUUUGAUUUCAUUAAAGACUUUCAUAACCAGGAGAAAACUUUAAUCAUUUUGGACGGUUUGGAUGAGCUUCCCAAAGAUUCCGAGCGUUAUGUAGAUAAACUGCUGCAAAGAAGAAUUUUAUCAUUUUGUUAUGUUUUGGCUACCUCCCGACAAGAAAGGGGAAUUGAUGUACGGAAAAGGUACGGCUUCGAUAUCCUCUUGGAGAUUAAAGGAUUCACAGAGAGUGAUGCUUUUGAUUAUAUCAGAAAACAUUUUAAAAAUGUUGGUCCCUUGCAUUCAUCAAAGGGAGAAAGUCUCAUUAAGGAAAUUCAAGAAAACACUCUGUUACAUGCCCUGCGAAAUAAUCCUCUAAAUUUACUUCUUCUUUGUGUUAUUUAUGAGGACUAUGAGGGGAAUUUACCGUCUUCCCGUUCUGAGCUUUACCAAGUUAUUGUACUGUGCCUUUUAAGGAGACAUUGCGCUAAACACAAUCUAGAGGCUCCUAAAGAAAACAGCGCCUUAGAGAAGCAAUAUGAAGAGACCAUUCUCGCACUUGGAGAGUUAGCUUGGUUGUGUUUGCUGAGCGAUCGCUAUUGUUUUCGUGAAAGUGAAUUAGCUGCGCUUGAAAAAAGGUACAAAGGAUUGGUCGAUCGUCACAUAGGCCUAGUUUACAAGGAAGAAAGUCUGAGGAGGUUAAUGCCCCAACAUGAGUACUACUUUCUUCACAAGACGUUCCAAGAAUACCUGGCUGCCGCCUUUAUUGCUGACAAGUUGCGAGGAAACCAGUUAAGGUUGUUUGAGCGUCUUAGUUUUCAUGAACUAGUGAAAAAGUAUCGAGAAGUGUUUCUUUUUGUUUCUGGUAUACUUGGGAGAGAUGCAAACAUUCUAUUCACUCAGAUUGGUGNUGUUUGAGCGUCUUAGUUUUCAUGAACUAGUGAAAAAGUAUCGAGAAGUGUUUCUUUUUGUUUCUGGUAUACUUGGGAGAGAUGCAAACAUUCUAUUCACUCAGAUUGGUGAGGAGCUAAAAAACUGGGGAAAAUGGGACUGGGUCACCUGCACACAGUCUGGAAUGGUGACAAUGGAUGAGCGAGAGAGGGAAGAUGACUGGUAUGACUGUGACAAUGACGACGAGGAGGACCAAGGCAGGGAAGCAGCAACUUUCCUUACGAAAAGCAUCAGUGAAACUGGACAUGCUGAAAAAAUGGCAGAGACCUUUUGUUUCUGCUUACCGUUUCCCGCGCAUGUUGAGAUUGACCCUCUUUACAGUUAUAAUAUUUAUCAUGUUUUAGAGGCCUUUAGAAAGUUUUCAAAUGUGCAGAAGCCAGUUUGCCUCACGUUUCAUGAUCGACCCAGGCUGAAAGACAGUGACUAUCAGACUGUUGUAGAGUACAUUCAAUUUUGCUCUGAGCUUCAGACUCUUAGCAUUUUUACCCCUGCAAUGAAAUCAGAUCUAGCCAUAGCCCUACGUAACGGCUUAUCUGGAAACACGACUUUAUCAGAGUUUAUUCUUGAAGUGUGUGGCAGUAUCCCUUGUGACGCAGCUGUUGUCAUCGGUGAUUUGUUGGCUUCACGUAAAUCGUUGAAGAACGUAAAAUUUCUACUUCGUAGAGUACACGGCGUAGCUUGGGCCAGUGCUAUUGAAUCUGGAUUGUCUGCUGACUCUCUUUUGUCGUCUGUGAGCCUCAGCGUUCGUUGGUCAUUGAGUGAUACCGCGGUCAACGGUUUAGGAAAGCUUUUAUCAAAUGAAUCUUUAACCUCAUUUUCCCUAAAUAUAUUUGGGGAUAUGCAAGACUUCCUAGCUACUAUUAUCGGUAAAGGAAUCGCACAACAACCCGCAUUAAAGUCGUUCAAUCUUGGCAUCGAUGGCAACCUUAGUAAUUUUGCUGUUAAUGUCCUAGAAAAAGGCCUUUUAGAAAAUCGUACUCUAAAGGAUUUGAAAAUGUCUGUCCGUGGAAGAGUUCCAGACAACUGGCAAGCUCUUCCGGAACGUGUUCGGUUGGGAAAUAAUGCGUUAGUUACUUUAAGUGUUUACCCAGGUUCGUGCAGAAGAAUAACGCAUAAUCAGUUGGCUUAUUUUUGUCCUGGUCCGGAUGUGGUUGAGAAAGGCUUUCAGACGAAACAACAUUUAACUGUAGUCCAUUGGGGUGAGCUGGGUUGUGAUGGGGCAGAAGCUCUAUUUGAAGCCUUGGUACUUUCCCCACUGACAAGCCUUACUUUAAAAGUGCAUGGAAAAUUAACUUAUAGAGUGGCUAAUUGCAUUGCAAGAUAUAUUAGACGACACAAGACACUUUGCUCCGUGACGAUUGAUGUUUGCGGGGAAUUGGACCCAGGAACAGGGACUAUUCUUCAGGGACUAUCGGAUAACCACGUAACUGUGGAGGUAAAUGUUCAUGACGUCUGUGUCGUACCGGACGAAUCGUGCAAUGGCCUUGAUGUCUGUAUCGACAGUAUUGAAUCACUUCCGUCAGUACUCAAUACAAUCAAGAAUACCAGAGAGGAAAAGAUCAAAUUAAAAAUCAUUAACGACGAUGGUGCAAGUCAAGACUGGACGAACCUUGUAGGUGAUGCUUUGGCAGAAAACAAGAUAGUGACCGCGCUCGAUGUUACGAUCAACAACUUCAUAAUAAACACGACAGCAGACUUAGGGAAUGAACUUGGGGAGAGUUUGUUGCGAAGCUCUUCUCUGACGGUUAUAAAUCUCGCGAUCAACAACUACAGUAACAUGGCAAAAGGCUGGGAAUGUAGAUUGGUGAACUGCUUGGCCAAGGUCACUUCAUUAACUACACUCAGUCUUGCAAUUGAAGAUCAUGGCGCGCAGAGGACAGCAGAAGAAGGUUUGCGUGACAGUUUGAUGGUAAUGACUUCAUUGUCUACACUUUCCGUUGUAAUCAAUGGCAGUAAUUUGGAUGAAUUCUGGAGUUCCUUUUUGCGAAACUGUUUGGUGGAAAACACUUCAUUGUGCCUACUCUGUGUUACAGUUAACAACUACAAAAACAACAGCAACGAGAACGAAAACGGCAACGAGAACGACAACGAUUCGGUUGAUUCGUUUUGUUACUCAGCUGACUCCGAAGAGUCUGAAUACUGGUAUACAGGUCUGGCUGAUGGCUUAGCGCGAACUGCAUCAUUAAACGAAUUAACUCUGACAAUAAACGAUGACACCUCUCCUUGUGACUACUGGAUAGAAAGUGUGUGUGAAGGAUUGGAAGAAAACGAGACAGUAACUUCUCUUACUGUGACAACCAGCAGUAAUGCCGGUUCUGUAUUUUGUGAGAUGUGGGUCUCUGACUUGCGUGAUGGUUUAGCGUUAAACAAGUCAUUAACUACACUCACCCUUAUAAUAAAUGUGUACUCUGAAGGUGAGCGGCUGAAAGGCUAUGACCCAUACUUGCAUGAAGCGAUGAACCAUAUGAACACAUCGUUUAGUACACUCAAUCUGACCAUCAACAUCUGCAGAGAAGCCACUGCAGACUGGUUACCCAAUAUUUGCCGUCUUCUAGAGAAGAGGUCUUCGUUGACAACAUUUAGAUUGAACGUUAACAACCAUUGCGCUACAAAUGAAAGUCGCAUAUAUGACUUUAGUAAACUUCGUUUAAAAUGCAGAUCACUAUCUUCUUUUGAACGCACUAUAACUUUCUAUGGAGAGUAA